CGGCCGGCUGAGUGGGGCCCGCCCCGCCGCGGCCUCCAGCGGGGAGAGAGGCGGCGGCCGGCGGGGUUGGUGCCAGGAUGGCGCAGGGACAAGCACCGACAGACAUGUAUGUGUAUGUGUAUAUACACAUAUGAAUGCACGCACACGCAUAUAUUUAUACACAAAGCCUCUGCUCCUCUCUCCCAUUCCGGUUGGCCGUCCCGCUGCCUCCCCCCCGGCCCUCCCCGCCUCAGGCCGAGCCGCUUCUCGCCCACGCCCGCCGCCACGGGAGCCGCUGCCCCCGCCGGCCAUGGACGCGGCGCUGGCGGCCUCGGGGCGGUGUGGCCGCCGCGCAGGGAGCGCCCGGAGCCGGCUGGUCACGGCCCCUCGCUGGCACUCCGGGAUGCACCGGGCUCCCCCUGCCAGGAAAGAGUAACCAGUGCUGCUGAUGGCGCCGUGGCUCGUUUUUAGAGGCAAGAGUGUUCUGCUUUAGGGAGCGUUGCCAGAAAUUGUAUUUUACAGGCUAAAGAUUGCUGUUUAGGAAUGUGUUUAUCCCUUCUUUGGAGGAAUCAAGCUGCUUUAUAAACUACCUGUUUUACUUCAAAAUCUGCUUGAUUCGUCUUUCCAGAAUGAAGACUCUUCAAUAAUCUUUGCAUCCCAUUCCCAGUUUUUCAACUGACAGCCGCAGGGUUGCUGGCUGCUUUUUGGGUUGAAAUAAUGGCCGGUGGGAAAGAGAGGAAAUGGUGCUGGAGUCUGCAGCCAGUGCUGUGAUUCUGUGCUUCCUGCUGAUAAGCUCUGAUGGUGCGGUAGCUGAAAUUGAGAAAAAGAUUAUAGAAGCUUUUGAGGUGUUCGAUCAAGGAGGCGAUAAAACUGUGAGCAUCAGAGACAUUGGUUCAAUUGUCAGGUCACUGGGUUGCUUCCCAACUGAGGCAGAACUACAUGAACUGCUUGCAAAUAUAGAAAAAGAAGAACCGACCGGAUACAUUCAUCUGGAAAAAUUUCUUCCAGUGAUGACAAAAGUACUACUCGAUAGAAGCUACCGGCCCAUUCCAGAAGAUGUUCUUCUACAUGCAUUUGAGGCUUUGGAUGAGAAUAAAUGUGGAUAUAUUACUAAAGAGGAACUGGUCAAAUAUAUGACUGGAGAAGGUGAGCCUUUUACCGAGGAAGAAAUGGAGGACAUGCUCUCCACAGCUCUAGAUCCAGAAACAAAUACUCUUCACUACAGAGACUACAUUUUAAAGCUUAUUGUAGAGUAAGAUCUUCCCCUGUUGUGUUUGAGAUGCCUUUUGGUAACAGCAGUGUAGCUUGACAGUUAGGUGUAGUAUGUAUUUUAAAGUGUAACAAAGCUCGGCUUGGGGCCUUGUGCUUAUAAUUAAAAUAAAAUCUGUGUAGCUGUACUUCCUUGGGUUCUGUAUACAUGUUGAAAUAUAUUCACACCUGGAAAAAGAGCUCUUGACAGAAAUACUGUGUAACGUCUGGAAAAGAAAUCAUGGAUUUGGGUUUGAAAAAUAACAGGAAAAAUAAUGUUAAUGGAGUCAAAAAAUGACUUUACAAUUGCUUCUGAAAAACUAACGGAAAAUGAGACCUGUGAAAGUGGGUAAUAAGUAGGUGAGUACCUUAAGAUGACUAAAAUUGUGAAGGCAUGCUAAUAAGAUAAAGCUUUUAUAUUUAAAUGUAAUCCCUGUUUGUGUUUAACGAAUAAGGUGCCAGGUAAGUUACUACCUUUGAAAUAAUAUUAUUGAUCAAAUAAACUUUAUACAACUUCUAA
This is a messenger RNA of Columba livia (rock pigeon), 1747 nucleotides long. RefSeq names its product EF-hand calcium binding domain 2 (gene EFCAB2). Gene Ontology annotation, cellular component: sperm principal piece. The transcript is spliced from 9 exons. NCBI's taxonomy places the organism in Eukaryota, Metazoa, Chordata, Aves, Columbiformes, Columbidae. The coding region runs from base 720 to 1235 and encodes 171 amino acids. Gene Ontology annotation, molecular function: calcium ion binding. The record is from RefSeq and is a predicted model, not a curated record.